Messenger RNA from Melanotaenia boesemani (Boeseman's rainbowfish), 12925 nucleotides. It is a transcript of the gene ankrd11, whose product is annotated as ankyrin repeat domain 11. Gene Ontology annotation, molecular function: protein binding. The transcript has 15 exons. Gene Ontology annotation, biological process: anatomical structure morphogenesis. Lineage: Eukaryota; Metazoa; Chordata; Actinopteri; Atheriniformes; Melanotaeniidae. Gene Ontology annotation, cellular component: nucleus. The coding region runs from base 629 to 9118 and encodes 2829 amino acids. The record is from RefSeq and is a predicted model, not a curated record.
AACCGCUCGAAUGGGCUGGCGGAGAGGAUUAAAGCGAAACAAAAAUAUCUUUUGAUGGUCUACGUUUACCCAUGCAAGCCUACCGUUACACAUAUGGACCGCUAAGGGUUCUUAGGUCGAGGUGAAGAUUAAAUAACAACGCUGUAAACGAUUUAUCGUGGAUAUUUUAGUCUUUUUUCUUUGGACGUCUGUUUGUUGGUCUACACGGUUUUAACAAGCUAGCGCUAGCCUCGACUCUGGUGAGCUGAUUCUAGCUGCGAUGGUCGUCGCGACUUUAUGCGGAUGUCUCCGGACUUUAUGGUAAACCGACGGUAACAAAUGGGAUCAUCCAGCAUCGGCCGAAAACAUCGCGGCAUUGACUAAACAUUAAAGAUUCAGUUAAAUCUUUGAAUUAGUGGGAAUCCAGACAGAGGAUUCUGUGGACCCUACAGCAGCAAGCGUUUUUCUAGUUGGAUUUUAGCCCACUGACAUUCUCCCACAGCCAUGGAAUCGGAGACGACCCUUUGGACACUCAAGAUGUGACACAGCUCUACCAGAGAUGAGUAGAGAAGUUUUCCACCACCUGCGAGACGGUUGAUGACGAUGCAAUGGCAGCGUGAAUGAAGUUUGGCGUGGGGAGAGCUGAACGAUGCCCAAAGGUGGGGGUUCUAAAACCCCCCAGCUGGACCACUUCCCACUCAACACCGACAUGGUGGAAAAGCAGGGGGGAAAAAAGGAUAAAGUUUUGUCAAAUAAGACUCCUAAACUGGAUCGCAGUGAUGGCAUCAAAGAGAUGAAAGAAAAGGCCCCUAAAAGAAAGCUGCCCUUCACUGCUGGAGCAAAUGGAGACCACAAAGAUUCUGAUUCAGAAAAACCAGGUCCAGAGAGGAAACGCAUUAAAAAGGAGCCUACUAACACCCGGAAGGCGAGCUUGCCGUUUGGAAUGGGGAUGCCAGGAAUCCGGGCCGGGUACCCUCUUUCCGAGCGGCAGCAGGUGGCCUUGCUCAUGCAAAUGACAGCUGAGGAGUCCGUCAACAGUCCAGACACAACACCAAAGCAUCAGUCUCAGUCCAGUCUGGGUCAGAAGGGAACGCCAAACUCUGCAUCUAAAACCAAAGACAAAGUGAAUAAACGGAAUGAGAGAGGAGAGACUCGACUGCACAGAGCAGCGAUCCGCGGAGAAGUACGCCGCAUCAAGGAGCUCAUCAGUGAGGGAGCUGAUGUGAAUGUAAAAGACUUUGCAGGCUGGACUGCAUUGCAUGAGGCUUGCAAUAGGGGGUAUUAUGAUGUGGCCAAACAGCUGCUGGCAGCCGGUGCAGAGGUCAACACCAAGGGUCUGGAUGACGACACCCCUCUACAUGAUGCAUCCAACAAUGGACACUUCAAGGUGGUUAAGCUGCUUUUACGGUAUGGAGGGGACCCACGGCAAAGCAACAGGAGAGGUGAAACACCGCUGAAGGUCGCCAACUCUCCAACUAUGCUGAAUCUGUUGCUCGGAAAAGGCACUUACACCUCAAGUGAAGAAAGUUCAUCAGAAUCUUCAGAGGAGGAAGAUGCCCCCUCAUUUGCCCCAUCCAGCUCUGUUGAUGGCAAUAACACAGAUUCAGAGUUUGAGAAGGGCCUGAAGUUAAAAGGGAAAGCUGCAGACCCUCCUAAAUCUGCAGUCACACCCAUCAAAGAUGAAUAUGAAUUUGAUGAGGACGAUGAGGAAGAGCGCGUCCCUCCUGUAGACGAUAAACACCUCUUGAAAAAAGACUUCCGAAAGGACUCAAUAAGUAAGACCAACAGCUUCAUCUCUAUACCCAAGAUGGAGGUUAAAACCUAUUCCAAAAGCAACUCGCUCACACCAAAGAAAACUGUCAGGAGGAUCAUCUCUGACAGUAACAGUUCAGACGAGGAUGAUCGGACGUGUUUCACACCAGCGCCCACGCCGCGGCAACAAGCCCAGCAAACAAAUACGAAGACAAGAGACUCUGGCAGUAUGAGCUCUAAACAACAAAAAGACAAAAAUAAAGUCAAAAAGAAGCGAAAGAAGGAGAGUAAAAAUAAUGUCAGUAAAGAAGUCAAGUUUGGCAAAGUCAUCGACAAAUUCUGUACAUCUGACUCAGACUGUGGCGAUAUGGAGAGUGAGGAUGACAAGGGCUCAAAUAGUAUAAAAGACUCCUCUACAUUAAACCUUAAAGAAUCAGCUGGCUUUAACGCAUCCUCCUCUUCUUCCCACGGAAACUUGAACUCUCAGAAACAAGCGCCAUCAUUAGCUGAACAGCAUCCAAAGCAGUGGAGGACAGAUGGCUGGAAGACUGUGUCGUCUCCUACGUGGUCAGAUGUCAGCUCUCUGUCAGAUUCGGUCAGAACAACAAUGUCCAGUGAGUCUGACUACUCCUCUGCAGAUUCCAGUGUGGAGUCAGUAAAACAAGCUAAGAGAAAAGCGCAGGAGAACAAGAAGAAGAACAACAACGUACAUAGUAACACUGACAAGAAAAAUUCUGAGCUCUAUAAAAACUCCCUUGCAGAGAGUGCCGUCUCCAAAACUGAUGUAGAUGGUAAAGUGCUAAAAAAGCAUAAAGUGAAGCACAAGCAUAAAAAUAAGGAAAAAGACAAAGCUCCGAGUUUAGUCUUGAAUCAAGAUAUGAAUGAAAAGUUUGUGAAAAGCUAUUCAUUUGACUUUGACGAUUCAAGGCAGAAGUCGUUAAUUGUUGAGUCUGAAUCAACACCUGAGAGCAAAGUCAAAUUAUCCAAACACCAAAAAGACCAUUCAAAAAAGGAGGACAGGCUCACAAAAAACAAGUCUGAGGACAAGGACUGGUCAUCUGGAAAAGACUUGCAAAGAACAGCAAAAGAAGAGAAAAACAAGAAAACAAAAGACUUUAGCAAGGACAAGACAAACAAGGAGGACAAGCUUGUAAAAUCUGAAAAGGAAAGAAACUUCAAAGAGAAGGAGAAACCCAAGGAGGACAAACAGAAAACUCAUAAAGAAGAGAAAAAGAAGAAGUCCAAGGAGAAGUCCUCAAAGGCAGACAGGAAAAGUGAGCAGAAAGAUGAAAAACAUGUUAAGGUGGACAAGGAGAAAAACACCAAGGAGGAAAAGGAAAAAUGCAAAAAGGACAAAACACAGAAAGAAGAGUCUGAGAAUGAUGGCUAUGAGGUCAAUAACCGUUUCCUCAACCUGGAGGACACAAAGCUCAGUGCAUCAGAUGAUCAUCAUGACAGAUGGGGCUCUGAGAUGUCCUCCGACUCGUCCCUCUAUGGAGAUGACAGCUGGGAUGCUCCGGUUAAAGAAAUAAAAGAAGUCAAGGAAUAUAAAUCCAACAACACUGUUAAGCUAAUUGUUGAGACUGUUAAGGAAGAAACGAGGAGAAAAGAGAACAAAAUCAAGGACAAGAAAUCCGAUCACAGUGAUAAAAGAUCAGAGAAAGAAACAACCUCUAAGAAAAAAGACAAGGACCUUUCGGAGAAGACUAAUGAAAAGAAAAAAGAGUGGUCAGAAAAACAAAAAUUGAACUCCAGUCACUUAGUUGAGAAAGAAAAGAAGCGGAAAGAGUCCACAGAGGCUGUCAAAGACAAAAAAGACAAGGAUUCUCUGGACAGUAGUCGAGAACGUAAAGACCAGUAUGAGUUCAUGAAGGACAGAAAAGACUUAAAAAUCAAGCAAGAAGUUAUAGGAGAUGAAUAUGGCAACGAUUCUUUUUUUAAAGACGAUGUCGGUAAAUCUUCUGAGAUCAGAGAAAGGAACCACUCUGGAAAGGAGAAAGAAAAGAAGAGUGAGGGGAUGGAGAAGCGAGAAAAGACAAAAGCUGACAAGCACAAAGAAAAGACAAAAGACAGAGGAACUGAUCAGGAGAAAGACAAGAGUGAGCGAAACUCUACAGAGAAAACUGUCAAGGAAAAGGAUGCAGACCGGGGCACCAAAGACAAGAAGGAGGGAGCCAAAGACAAACACAAAGAUUCUCAUGGCAAAGACAAAGAUCGAAAAAUUUCUUCAGAGCAGACAAAAGACAAGAAAGAGAAAGCCUCUCAAGAUAAACAUACUGAUAGAGAGAGAGAUUUCUUGGAAGUAAAGAAAGAGGAACGAAAGCCUGAGAAAACCAGAGAGAAAACAUGGUACAAAAUAGAUGACGUAUUCACGGAUGAAAGUGAUGAUGACGAGGACAGCUACAACAGUGGUGUUGUGCUUGGGUCGGAGUCAAUCAGAAAAGACUCGACACCUGAUCAGGAUGAGCUGGAUCACUUUCCAUCAGAAAAAAUUAGAAAAUCCUCUGCAGAGACAAAACACAACACAGACAAGUCAAAAGAACACAAAGAGAAGAAGAAAGACAAGGCUGCAUUUGAGAUGGGCAAAGAGAGGAAAGGUUCUCUAGAUAAACACAACAAAGACAAGAAGGAUUCAGUAGAUGCAAAAUAUAAAGACAGGAAAGAUCGGAUGUCAGUGGACUCAAACCAAGAAAAGAAAAAUAAGCAGAAGCUCUUGGACAAAAGGGACACAAUUGAGGAAAAGACUAAGAGCAAGUAUAAAGACAAGCAGGACCAUUCAAAGGAACGGAAGCCCUCAAAAGGCAGCGGUGAGGACGGGAAGUCCCUCUUAGAAAAACUAGAAGAGGAAGCUAUGAACGACUACAAGGACGACUCCAACGAUAAAAACAGUGAAAUCUCCUCAGAUAGUUUCACAGAUAGGGGACAUGAUCCUGUCCUCACGAGUUACUAUGACCCAAUCAACCUGUCAGAUGUUUCUGAGGACCGAAGAGACUCCCUAUCCAUAUCUACUCCACAGGAUAAAUUCAGAGAAAAAGAGAGGCAUCGACAUUCCUCUUCCUCCUCUUCAAAAAAGAGCCAUGACAAGGAGAAAGACAAAGUCAAGAAGGACAAGGGAGACAAACGAGACAAAACGGGGGAGAUCAGAGAGUCCAACAGACAAGCUUUCUCUGGCUUCUCCCAGACUAGAGAAAGCCUCCCUUUUGAGAAAGAGCCCAUGCCUCUAGAGGCAGACCCUUACACAUUCCCAUUUGGAAGUAAAGGAGACGGCAAAGAUGACUUUGAUAAAACAUUAGAAUUUGAAAAAGAGAUGUCCAAAAAGGACAAAGAGAAAGCUACUGGCAUCAUAAGUGACAGGAUGAAAGACAAAAAGAAAAAGGAGAAAUAUAAGGAGAAAUUGAAGGAAGAGAAGAAUAAAUACAUUGAUGGCUUUGGGACAUUUAAACACUCCAAAGAGGAUGUGAAGUCAGGGUUGAAAGAUAGCCCCCAGGUCACUGUUCUUAAAGACAGAUCAAAAGAACAAAGUCCUAAAUUUGAUUUGAAGAAAGACAGAAAUCGGGACACAUUGGACAAAGACAACAGAGUGGAUCACAGUAAAUCUAAGGCUAAGGAUGAAAAUGAAAAGCUCACUCAGUCCAAAGACCCAGUGCGAAAAGAUAAUCGUCCACGCGAAAGACUGGUGGUGGAUGGUGAAUAUCAAAUGACAAGUUUCGGUGAAAUGUUGAGUCGGAGAGACCAGGAAAGCCUCAAAAAACGGAAAAUAAAGCCGAUGGAGAAGCUAAGACCCAAAUCAGGGGACCCAAAACUCAAAGUCAAAGCCAAGUCCACAGAGGAAGUGAGGAAAAACCGUACUGAGCUCUCAUCAAAGAAAUCCAACAGCCUGGAGUCUGGUCUGAAAGAGAAGAAACUUAAGGAUGUGGGUCUCCCAGCUCAGAUGAUGUCUCCAGGGAGGAAGUUUCAGCCUACCGACAGCCAAAACUCAAAGGACUGGCUGGCUGGCCAUCAGAUGAAGGAGAACCUCCCUGCUUCUCCCAGGCCAGAUCAAAACAGGCCAACUGGUGUCCCCACACCAACAUCUGUCAUCUCCUGCCCCAGCUUUGAGGAAGUAAUGCAGACUCCACGCACCCCAUCUUGCAGUCCAGAGGAUUAUCGUGACAUUAUGCUUGAUGGACUGGACUGCCAGACCUCUUCAGCUAUGACCAUGUCGAUGAAUGCCUGCUCCCUGUCCUUCUUUGAAAGGUACUCCAACUCUCAGAGUUUCCAGGAAGGUACCUGUCCUACACCUGCAAAGAACCUCCAGCUGCCACUCAUCAGCCGCUCUGCAUCAGCUGAUGUCCGCAGACCUCUAGAGGAUGAGUUCAAAGCCGAAGCUGAUAAAUUUCUUCGACAGCAGAAUGACCCAUCAGCUGAAUUUGAUUUGUCAUCUUCCUCUCAACCUUUGGAGGACAAGUCAGCGACAGUGGAUAGGUUGGAGUGCUUGUCAUCAUCAUCGUAUUUCUCCCCAAUGAGAAUGUUGUCUCCUCGCCGGGAACCAGCACAUCCAGCACCAGAUGUGGUGGCAACAACUCUAGGUGUUGUCGAUGGCAACGAGCACCUUCCUGACAGCGUAUUAACCAGUUUCUUGCCAAAACCUUCUACACCUGUUCAUGGACCAGACCCCCAGGAACCGUGCUUUGACAUCGCUGCACCACCAACCCCAGCUCCUGCUGCUUUGCCACCUCUGGAUAUUGAUGACUUGUCUGAGCCUCACCACAGUGAGCCAAAUCUGGUCCUCUCAGAUCUCCCAUCUGUCACAGAAGAGCAGGAGGAUGAAGAAGAGGAGGAUGACGAAGAAGAAGAUGAUGAUUUGGAUGAGAGAACUGAUGGAGACCACUGUGCCGUGGAACAGCCGCAACAAACAAGAGAUCAGUGUUCCUUCUCUCCUCAUCUUGAUGACCCUCUGAGGAAGAGCUGGUCUGCAGAGUCUCCAGACCGGCAGGAGCCAGAGGUCCAUCAGCUGUCCUCCUCUCACUCUGCACCUAACCAUGGAGAAAACUGUUAUGAUCACAGCAUGAUUUGGAAUUCUGAUAUGAACCUCAAAUCUCCCCGUGGAGAGAUUGAGGCCGCUGUCUCUAAAAUAACCAGUCCUUACUCCCAUUCUGACGACAUGCAGCCCCUGUCUGAACACCCCUCUGUCACUCCUCCAUAUGCUACAUGGAAUAGGUGGCACAAAGAGGACCCAGUAGACUUUGAUGAGCAGAAGGAGGCUGUAGCUGACAUCCCCUCUCCAGAGAGGCCUGAUACAGGUAUGGAUGGGGAACCCAACUAUUUAAACACCUCAUCAUCUUCCAAUAGGCUGGAGUCUUUCUUCCAGGACUGCAACAAGCCUAUGAUAGAGGAUCAGCACCAGAUGGAUACAGAGCCCACCUGCGUAGAACCAGAGAGCGGACAGAGCACACACAGCUUUAGUGCUACCCCCGAUGGCCACAUCGCCCCAGCUGUAGGUCCAGAGCCUGUGGUGCCGUGGGAAGAUCCAUUCUCAGCUGAUCCAGAUGACUUGGGGCCAUUCUCUUUGCCUGACCUACCGUUACCAGAUAAGUCAGAGGAAUCCGAGCCUCGAGAUGCUGAGCUGGGUGACCACAACAAGAUCAUUCCAUCUCACAUUAGACACACAAUCACAGACAGAGAUGACCCAGAUAUAAUGGAGGUAGACCUGCCUAGGCUAGCUAAGACUCCAUGCCCUACUGGAGACCUCAGUUUAGGAGAAUCUGCCUGUCAAGACUUGGUGGUGCCAUCACCGCAUAAUACCUUUCAGCAAGAAUUGGACCCUGAGGCUCAGAGUGUGCCCAACAACGCCCUGUCUCUUAACCAACAACAAGGCAGCAUUUUAGAAAGGCAGUUAGGGUAUGGAGGAUCUGAUGAGUCAGAUGGCAGUAUAUUGUAUUCGUCUGUUCAAGGAGAUACCUCUCACCAACAUCUCAUUCAGAUCCCCUCCCUCACUGAGACACUGCAGUUACCUCUGGAUUCAGUGCCUGCUGUAAAGCCAGAGGUGAGGCAGGGAGAGAUGUCUGAGACUGUAACGGAGACAUGUACUCCUCUUCCUCCACUAUCAGUGGCUGUCACCCUCUCAAGCUCAGUGGAACCACAAGAUACUCAGGAGCCCUCAUCCAAGCUAACACCGGUUAUCCCGACCACUGUGCCCAACGCUGUAGAUGUCCCCAAGAAAGUAGAAGAAAUCCCUCAAAGGAUGACUCGCAAUCGCGCCAAGAACAAUCCUACUGCUGCUGUCCCUCCUACCUCCAGCACAAUAACCUCAUCUGCCACCACCACUUCUUUGACAACCAGUCCGGUUGUGAGCAUUAACCCAGUCCCCACAAGAACCCCAACUCCCACCUCAGUUUCUUCCUUCCCAGCUCUAAAGAAAGACAAAGACUUUGGGCUAAGCAUUGCCUCUGCUGCAGUGUCUGUUCCUUCUUCUCUGACAUCUCCAUCAGUUGUUCUCACUAAGACAACAAAAGGUCGUCCCCUCCCGGUGGAUGACGAGGAAUCUCCAACUCAACACCCACGGAAGAGGAAAUUUCCACGUUCUGCUGGGCAGCAAGUUCAGGUUCAGUUAGUAAACACAGCCAUGCAGCAGACCAGAGAAAUGAUUCAACAGACCUUAGCCGUCGUAGUCAAUGCCAUCAAGCUGGAUGACAUUGAGCCAUACCACAGUGACCGGUCCAACCCUUACUUUGAAUACCUGCAGAUCAGGAAGAAAAUUGAGGAGAAGAGGAAGAUUCUGUGUUACAUCACCCCUCAGGCCCCUCAGUGUUACGCUGAGUAUGUGACCUACACUGGUUCAUACCUGCUGGAUGGCAAGCCGCUCAGCAAGCUUCAUAUUCCUGUGAUUGCCCCGCCUCCAUCGCUGUCAGAACCUUUGAAGGAGCUCUUCAGGCAACAGGAGGCAGUAAGAGGGAAGCUCAGGUUGCAGCACAGCAUAGAGCGGGAGAAGCUAAUUGUUUCGUGCGAGCAGGAGGUUUUAAGAGUCCAUUGCAGAGCAGCAAGGACGAUAGCCAAUCAGGCUGUGCCAUUCAGUGCCUGCACCAUGCUUUUGGACUCUGAAGUGUACAAUAUGCCAUCUGAGAGCCAGGGUGAUGAGAACAAAUCUGUGAGAGAUCGCUUCAAUGCUCGUCAGUUCAUCUCCUGGAUACAGGACGUGGAUGAUAAAUAUGACCGCAUGAAGACGUGUCUGUUGAUGCGGCAGCAGCAUGAGGCAGCAGCCCUUAACGCAGUUCAGAGGAUGGAGUGGCAGUUGAAAGUCCAGGAGCUGGACCCAGCAGGGCACAAGUCCCUCUGCGUCAAUGAAGUGCCGUCCUUCUACGUGCCCAUGGUGGACGUCAACGACGACUUUGUCCUGCUGCCUGCGUGACACACCACUUCUUCCAGAUCGAGAUCAAUCUCUGUCUGAGUCACUUCUUCUCAAAGAGACUUCGUUAAACAGAACGAAUGGAAAGGGCUAGCAAGUUCGAAAGAGUUCUCUCUAAAGGAAAAAAUGGAUCUUUAGAAAAGGAGUAAAGAUAACAAACUUGCUCUUGAUAGCCUUCCAUGAAGAAGGAAACUUGUUUUUUUUACUGGAGGAAAAACAAAUACACAACUUGCACUUUCAUCCUCAAAGUUUUUGCUCUUUUGUUUGAUCAGAGUGUGAAAAGCAGAAACAGUUUUUGUUUUGAGGCUCUGACGCUGGGACACGACUCCUCAGCACUCGGUUAUGGUGAGACGAGGCCGGACGGAGAUUUCUUUUCUGCGUUUGUUUUUGGCCCCCAGCUUCAAUACCCAUCACCACUGGGAGGACGUAUCAGAGAAGAGCUCUCCCAACAGCGUGAUGCCUGUCCAGAGGGAGGCCUUAGAUGAAGCCUCCCCUGUUGACACGGGGCUCUUGAUGGGCCAGGAGAUCUUGACAGAGACCAGCGCUGACCUGGAGGAUUCGAAAGGAGCCGUGGUGCAUCAUGUGGAUCUUCAAUGACUCCAGGAAGCCAGAAGCAGCCACUGAUGGUUUUUAGGCUUCAAUCGUUUACCCAUAGGACACCUGCUCUGUUCCUACUGCACGAGGCCUAGCUAAACAGUAGUGAGACAAAGCCUGCAGCAGGUUGAACACAGCAGAGAGGUUAGGAUGUGCGAGCACGUCAGGGCCCAGUGUCUGAGAGGAAGAGACUGACCAUGCAGCCUCUCAGCCUGGCUAAACAGAAAAGGAUGAGCACAGAUCUCCGAGGACAGACCGGAGUGUUCCUCGGUGACUCUUGGCUCUCGACACAAACCCAUCAGACCGCCAUGGACUGCAAAAACACCACAGGACAAACAGAACAAACAAACCUAACGAAUGUUGAUAUUCAAAGAGACAAUUGAGAAAUAGUGGUUUGGCAGGAGGAGAGAUAUUGUUUUUGUCUAUUUCUUUACUUGGGCAUUUCAUUGUUUCUGAGGAAGUGACUUGAAACACUACAGAGCCAAUAUUAGUUUAGUGGGAAAAAAACAAGAAAAGAAAACAGAAAAAAAGUUGUAUUCCGUAAAUUAUGUACAGUUUUUAUAUUCGUUAACCAAUGUAUUCUUGCUGCCUUCUAGAUAAUUUAUUUUGCCACACAUUACUGCACAGUUGUAAAUAACCUAUGUACUGUAAUAUCACUCAGUUAAGUGUAAAGAAAAAAAAAAACAGAAAAGAAAUAAAAAAUUAUCUUUUUAUGUACAGUUCACUUUUGGGCAGCACUUUUCCCCCCGUUCAUAUCCAAUGGGCCAAAAUGUGUACACGAUUCUGUCAGUAUUUGAAAGACUCCAGUGCACAGUUGUAUGAUCCCAUCUCCAGAUUCAGUCAACUCACCUGGACGCGAGUUGCCGCAACAAAAAUCACUGACAGAGAACUCCUCUGGAUUAAAACAGGCCAGCCACCACACAGCCCCCAGAUGUAGCAGAAACAGUUGUUGAGGAUUUAUUUAAAGAAUAAACAGAGGAUUAUUAUUCAUUGCUUUACUACACAAUUAUAUCUGAACAUUUUUGAACCAAGAAAAUGCCUUUUUCAGUGAAAAAAAAAAUGUACUCAUUGUUGGGCAAAGUCACAUAGAUAUAUAUGGGUGGGAAAGUUAGAGAGAUGUCAUUAACAAGCAAAACCAUCAUAAGUGUUGAAUGUCUUCAGAUUAUUUCUUGCUUGUUUUUAAUUUGCAAAAAUUGGAAAUCAUUUCCUACCAUCACAAACACCAAAACAUGGGUCUUUCAGCACUUCACUUCGUCUUGUCCUCACAGCUUAUCCGAUUUUCACAUUGCAUAGAUGAAGAGUUGGAAAAGCCCAUAAAAGGACUCUUAACAGUCUGUCUUAAUCUUCAAGGGGCUUGGCUAGUGAUUUUAAAUGUUAGCUUACUUUCUAAUAUCAUUCAGUUUUGUGGUGACACCAGCCAUAAACAUGUCAGAAGGGCAGACAAGUAAUGAGACUUAAUCUUAGAAUAAACCAAAACUAGUAAAUGGACAUAAACAUAAAUAGUGGAGGGGGAAAGAAACGACAUAAAGCUGAUUAUUUUUCUUUUUUUUUAAUAGUAAGGAAAAAACAUUGACAUGUUGAUUUGUGAUGACUUGAAUUGGAUCUGUUUUAGUGGUUUAGAAAAGCUUUCCCGACCCAGCACAAAGGCUACCUGCCUGUGUGUUAGCGCUGCUCACGUAUCCUGAUGGCAAUAUUAUCUGAAACCAUUAAGUUAUUUACACACUGUCACAUUCAGCAUAGCUGUGUAUGGUAUGUCUAGUCAAGUGCAGUGGUUGUUGCUUUUACACUGUGCAGACAAGGUGGCUAGAUGUAUAGUCCUGGAUAUCUUUGAGGGAUACACAAAUCCUGGUUACAUAUACAAACAUAUUUACGUACAAAUAGCCAGAAAUUUGGUUUGAAAGCCCUGUUUGUCUUGUUUUGAUUUUAUUGUUGGUUUCUCACAGUUUUUUGGGGAAGAAGGUGUCUUUGUUCAGAGUCCUUGUGUGUGUUUUCUUUAAAGCUAAGUGUAUGUAGUUUUGAACAUUGUGUUUAUCUCUGGCUCUUCAGUUUCCAGCAUGUCAAUCACAUUGCUUAUCAAGCAGAAUGUAUACCGCUAACUAUGCCCUGAGCGCCCCCCUCCCCCCGUUGUUUACAAGACAUCAUUUCCGUUUCACAUGCCCCCCCCCCAAACCCUUUUAUUUUUUAUUUUUUUUAACUGUUGAAGCCCUGUCUUUGUUUAUACUUCUGUGAUCAGUCGUUUUUUUGAACCACAAAGGCUUGAAAUAGUGACAAGACUGUCAGGAGAACUCUCCCACCUCCCCCUCCCCAACUGCUGCACAGAGCAAUAGGCUAAAACGUGUCCGUACACACCGAUCAUACACGAACAUUCAGCUAACGAGAUGAAUUGAAGACAGAUGCACAGUAGAGCACUUGGCCGUGGUGAUACAGAUGCUAGCCUGGCACCACCUCAGUCAGCAACAUAUUACCUCUACUCUCCUCACAUUCACUCAUGAUGUUUAUUUUUUAGAUUUUUCUUUUUCUUACUGGACAUAAAUACACAUAUUUGCUAUAUAUAUUUUUUUUCAUUGUAUAGAAUCACAAUUUCAAGCCUUUUUUUUCUAGUUUUCUUUUGCUUUUUGUUUAAUUAAAACCCAGACUGUAGCUGUUUCUUUGUUCCUUUCUUUUUUUAGAAUGAAAAAUGACUAAUAAAAAGCAUGGAGAACUACUCUUUAAAUGGUGAGAAAUAACCUAUUUAUUAUCUUUUUUGUUUUGUUUAGUUUUUUUUCUGACACCUGUGGUAUGUUUUGAGUUUGAAGUUGGUCUCCGCUGUGUAAAUUUUCCUCCUUGUAAUGCGUGAAAGAGACAUACUGUACAUAGCUCUGUAAAUAAAACCUCCCAGGACGUUUUGCACCCUCCUCUUUGUACUAGUCUGAAAAAACUGCGUAGAAUGUGGGGUUCUAACAGCAACGGGCUGUGUGCGCUCGCUGCAGGUGAUUAUGAUGUAACAAUGUAACUUUUUUUUAUUUGUACAAUGUAGUUUAUUUGUGUACAUAUUGUUGGAGCAGCUAAAGGGGUGGGAGGGUGGUAUACCCGGGGGGGAGGGAGGGUUGUUAACGCUAUCGUCAGUGCUGUAACAGAACUUUCAGUACUUUCACCUCUAGCUGUUGUUGAUUUCCUGCAACAAAAAAGAAAGAAAAAAAAAAAGUAAAAAAAAAAAAACAAAAAGAAGAAAAAAGA